AUGGAGACUCGAACUCCCGGAAUAGGAAGUACCAGAGGUUACGCCUCUAUCACUCAGGCCAGCUUAGAUGGAUCCAACUCUGUGAUUGAUGAAUUAAACUGUGUAUUAAAUGAAAAGAAAUUGGCCGUAGAAGAGGUUGAUUCAAGAAUGGGUUCAUUUGGAAAUGAAGAAAAUCCUGCUCCUGCUGGUGAUGGACAUUUGACAGUCUCAAAACAAAAGGAGAAAGAACUCGUUGAUGAAGUAACUCUAAGGACUUUGGAAGUGGAACAUCUUGAACGAGAAUUGGAACUGAUGAAAGCAGCAGCUGAAAUGGCAUUUGAUAACCAGCAGUCUAUUGACUUAUACCUUGACCAGUUGACUGAACAAGUACAUGCUAAAAGAGAUUACUUUUUGACUUUGGAAUCAGAAUGGGAUGAUGUAAGAAAAGCCUUGGAAGAGAGAAAGAAAACUCUUGAGGAAUCUCUAUAUUCAAAUAAUCCAGAUGCACAGGUAAUGCUCCAAAAGUUGAGAGAAGGGCAGCUGGAAGAACAGUUCAUUUCAUCUGAAAUUAGAAAGAGGGAGGAGGAACAUUCAAAACUUCUUGCAGGUCUGGAAAAGCAGCAGAAAGUAGCAUCUAGGAAAUCCUAUACUCACCGUAUUGAGGAGAUUACGAAAAAUAGCCGCAAACAAGAUGCUGAUAUUGAGAGAAUCUUAAAAGAAACCAGGGAGGUUCAAUUGGAAAGUAAUUCUAUCCAAGAAAGUUUGCAUCGGACGUAUGUUGUUGCCGAUGAAAUUGUCUUUAGGGAAGCAAAGAAAGAUCCAAUAGGGCAGCAGGUUUAUAAACUCCUGGUAAACAUCCAUAAAGGUUUCGAACAAAUACCUGAGAAAAUUCUGGCAACGGAUAGAAUUAGAAGAGAAGUAUCUGACUGUGAAAUGAAACUGGCAACCAUACCUUCCACUUCAAGAAGCUUAGAAGUGAGCAAGUUACAAUCUGAUCUUGAUGGUGUGAUUAUUAGGGACAACGAAAAGCCCAAAUAA
Lathyrus sativus (Indian pea) is the source of this 1017-nucleotide messenger RNA. NCBI's taxonomy places the organism in Eukaryota, Viridiplantae, Streptophyta, Magnoliopsida, Fabales, Fabaceae. The record is from the annotation of a GenBank genome assembly.